ACCAAAUAAAACCUUAAGGCCCAACCUGUCGUCGUUGCCAUAGUCUGUUCCACUUUAGUAUUUAUUCACUUUGGACAUCAACUGCCCACAGAAGAGAACGGAACUCUCUUAAAGCGGUGCCAGCUUUACAGUUUGAUUGAACACUGCGUUUAGUUGCACAUCUCCUAUCCCACAGGGGAAAUAAGAAAUGUACAUAGAAUAAAACAAGACUUCAUCUUCAGCCUGGUGUAACUGAAAGAAGGAAUCUAAUCCCUGAUUGCCAUGCAAACUAUACCGGUUUUUUACUCGACCAGCUAUUAGGACUGCACUGCUGUGCGGAACAUGAAUAUCACAAAGUUCAAUCUGGAUUUAUCUGACUAUGUGUCAGGCAAAUUGAUACCAGAGUUAGUCACUGGGAAAUGGAUAUCCAACUCAGAGAUGAUUACUGAAGACUUUAACAUUUGGAAUCUUAUUACAGGGGAUUUGGUGUCAGUACUUACAGAUAAUCUAACUAGACUUCUAAAACCUCAAAUGUUGGAGUUAUCUAACGACAGAAAAUUCGCACUUGUUCUGGUAAAGGGACAUGCUGUUUGGAGAAAUUCGGUCAUAGGAAAGUACGUACUGGUAGAUCUGACAACUAAUCUUGUUCAAUCUUUCCCUGAACUUGAAACAUCUGUUCGUCUAAUAUCCUGGGCUCCCACUGGAAAUUCGCUUGUCUACGUCAACAAAGAAAACAACAUAUUUUACAGAGACUCUGCAUAUAGUAAUAAGAGUGUUCAGCUGACAACAGAGGGAGUAGAAGAUGUUGUAUACUGUGGAAUCCCGGAUUGGGUUUAUGAAGAGGAAGUCCUUUCGUCAUCUCAAGCUAUCUGGUGGUCUCCCUCUUCAAAGAAACUUGCUUAUGCUGUCUUUGAUGAUUCCCAGGUGUCUGAAUACUCUUGGAACCAUUAUGGAAAGUGGAAAAAUGUUCAAAAUUUAAAAAAUCAGUAUCCUAGAGUCAAAACUAUUCAUUAUCCAAAAGCCGGCUCCAGAAAUCCAACCGUUUCUCUCUGGAUAGCAGUAUUUUCGCAGAAUGGAUCUGUCUUUAAAUUUCGCGUGGAAAACCCAAGCAUUUCAGCCGAACCUAUUCUGACAAGGGUUUUGUGGAUUUCUAAUUCUUCUCUAAUAUCAAACUGGAUGAACCGAGUACAAAAUAGAAGCAUCACGUUACUAUGUCAAGUUGCUACAGAACUUAAAUGCACAAAAGUUUUUAAAACAGAAGAAAAAAACGGUUGGGUGGAAAUGGAAAUGAAUUUUACCCCUAAUCCAGUUAACAAUGGAACCUUUUUGUAUCUCGCACCUGAAAGAAAAAAGGACCGAUUCCAUCAGAUAUUCAUUUAUGAGAAUGGAAAAGCUAGAAAGAUUACACACCACCAAGGAGAAAUUAACGAAAUCCUUAAAUUUAAGAAAAAUGGAGAUAUAUUUUACACAGGAGUUUAUUUGCAUGAUAGAAAGAGCAAGCAUUUGUUUAGAACUCAAAAAGAUGGUUCUGUGGAAAUUUGCGUUACAUGUCGUUUUAAGCACGAAUGUGAAUAUUUUGAGCCUUCAAUUAGUACAGAAGGUCAGUAUGCAAUACUAAACUGCCUCGGACCACAUAUUCCAUAUAGUAAACUUCUGGAUAUCAACACAAUGGAGAUAAAAGCAACACUAAAGAACAACACCAAACUUCAGAAAUUACAUUCUCCUCCCUUAUCCCACAGAAUUCACCUUCAUUAUGGAAAAACAAAUGUGGAGCUAAUGUUACCUUCCGGAGUAACAUUAAAAUCGGAUGUUGAACUACCAACGAUUCUUUAUGUUUAUGGAGGACCAGGAUCACAAGAAGUUUUAUAUCAUUGGUAUGAUGAUACUGUUCUUUUGUCAUACCUGGUUGAAACUAAGGGUUUUAUUGGAAUUAAAAUUGAUGCCAGAGGAUCAGGAAAUGCUGGUGCCACUUUCAUGAUGUCAAACUAUAGAAAUCUGGGAACCAAAGAAGUGGAUGAAAUCAUUAGUAUUGUAAAACGGUUACAGACCCAGUAUAAGAUUAUAGAUUCUAAAAGAACUGGAGUUUAUGGAUGGAGUUUUGGAGGAUAUUUUAGCCUGUCGGUUCUUGCUAGGGACUCCAAUGGUGUAUUUUCCUGUGGUGUUAGUGUUGCUCCUGUGUCGAUGUGGGAACUUUAUGAUUCAAUCUACACAGAAAGAUAUAUGUCGACUCCACAGGAUAACUAUGAGGGGUACAAUAAAAGCACUCCGCUUUGGAAACUUGAAAACCUCAGAAACAAGUCAUAUUUGGUUCUCCACGGCACUGAGGAUGAUAAUGUGCAUUUUCAGCAAUCAAUGUUUAUUGUUCAAGAACUAGAAAAACAGAAUAUUCUGUUCGACCAGGUAUCAUAUCCUGAUCAGGAUCAUGGAAUUGGAGUUUAUCUAGAGCAUGUGAUGCAUACAGUGUCUGAGUUCUUCAUUCAAAAGUUCAAAUAGAAUAUUGUAAACUGGUGAAAUAUUGAAUAUCCAGUUUCUCUAUACAAAUAAUAAAUAUAAUCAAAUUAUGUG
Eurytemora carolleeae is the source of this 2544-nucleotide messenger RNA. Its product is annotated as venom dipeptidyl peptidase 4. Gene Ontology annotation, molecular function: serine-type peptidase activity; dipeptidyl-peptidase activity. The transcript has 31 exons. The coding region runs from base 322 to 2472 and encodes 716 amino acids. Lineage: Eukaryota; Metazoa; Arthropoda; Copepoda; Calanoida; Temoridae. Gene Ontology annotation, biological process: proteolysis. The record is from RefSeq and is a predicted model, not a curated record.